GAGGAUGUCAAGAGGCUACAAGUGACUCUGGGUGACGACAAGACUUACGAAGACCAUUACUAUAACAAGCCCUUCGAGAUGGGCGCUGCCUACUGGACGCUUGUGGUGACAGAGAAGAAGAGCGGCUCCUGGACUGAGAGGGUGUGCAGUGUCCCCCGGAGAUUUGUGGCAGCCCCCAACAACACAUCUGAGGGGCUGGGUCUGGCGGCUGGGAUGGCGGCGAUGUUGUUGGUGAUAGCAGCGCUGGCCAUUGUUUGCAUAAAGAUACGAGCCAGAUGUAAUGCCGGGAUGUGAAGGCAGGAGAAGAAACUUAGAAGUAUACGGAAAAGACGUAGGUUAAGUCAUUAUAAGUGAUUACAAGUAGUUAUAAGUGAGCAUAAGUAGUUAUGAGUAAUUCUAAGUCACUAUAAGGCCAUCAUAGAUAUGUAAGAAAUUGCUAGAAGGUAUCCUUAAUAACAACCUGUAGCAUAACACAUCACCCCCCCUCAGACUACAAUUACAUCAGAUGGUGCAAAACUGUCCCGCCAGAUUUUCCGGCGUCUACCGUCCCUCCCUUUCCUCCCCUCCCCCUACCAGCGCACGCAUUUGAAGCAUUUGUCAGCCAUUGCUUGUAAAAGUCCUAUCAGUUAAAAUCAUCCACCCUUGCAUAGAUUUUUCCGCUGCUUCACAAGUAAUUUCGUCACCUUGCACGUUAAGUGACCGUACCCAUAUAUAAACUACCCUAAUCUUCCCUUUAUUUUGAAUAAAACCUUAAUAUAUUAUAAAUCAGCUACUUGGCCCCUUUUUCCGCGCUACGGGGCCGCCCUAGGGCGGGUAUAAAAACUCGGGGUAGCGUUUCCCGGGAUCGUAUUAGACAAGGGCCCGUUCCCCUUCAUAGGGGUUAAUCAUAGAAGAAGAAGUUUCCCGGGCAUCACUCGCCGCUCACCCGCUGUUGCUUACAGGUAUGUACAUGGCUUUCCCGCCUUCGCCCCCCCAUUUGUUUCCUCCCUCCCUACGUGCUCCCCAGUGUGAAUUACCGUCUCCCCUUUAGCCAAUGUGUGUCUUAAUUAUCCUGUAAAUGCAUUUCUGAUCCCAGUAAAUGAAAUAGGCAUCAUCACUCGCCGCUCACCCGCUGUUGCUUACAGGUUCUGGCGGCCCACUCCCUACACACACACACACACACACACACCAUACACCCACACGAACCCGUGAUUCUUCCCGAUGUGUUCUUUUAGUUGUUAACCUCAGUACGCCUCUCUUCUUUUCGUGAUAGGGUAGGAAGAAGGAGACCCCCUUGAGCGUUCCUGGAGCCUUAAGGGGUAGGAACGGGGACUCAACCCCCAUAAUCUUUCUUUGUCCCCUAUCGCGGAAGAUACUAUGUGAGUAUCUAGGCGUAUUACUAUUAAUUUGUGGUUUAUCUCUAGGAUAAGAAGUGUUAGUAAAAUAGGAGGCUGUAUGUUUGUCGUUUUCGACGGAUAUUGUCCUCGCCGUGUACGGGCCCCCUCGGAAGUGUAAAGCUUUCCCCUCCCUGAAUUUUCCUAUAUCUUAUGUACCUGGUUUUGCAAUAGAUGUACACCCAUGCAAGGGUAAGGUUUUCUUAGAGAAUUCUCAACCAUAUUCUGACUACCAUUGUGAGAGGAGAAAUUAGAACUCAGUCGUGUGUCCAUUCGUCCACUUCUGUCAGUUUCGGGAAAAUCGUGCCUUCAAUUAGCUGUUAACUGUAAACCGUGUCAUCAGUUAUGACUAUAUGUACCUCCUAAACUAAGUCUCACAUGAAUAAAUGUACCAACUCCUA
This is a messenger RNA of Eriocheir sinensis (Chinese mitten crab), 1774 nucleotides long. RefSeq lists its product as uncharacterized. Gene Ontology annotation, molecular function: protein binding. NCBI's taxonomy places the organism in Eukaryota, Metazoa, Arthropoda, Malacostraca, Decapoda, Varunidae. The record is from RefSeq and is a predicted model, not a curated record.